Molecule: messenger RNA, 1757 nt
Organism: Prorocentrum cordatum
Lineage: Eukaryota; Dinophyceae; Prorocentrales; Prorocentraceae
Source: the annotation of a GenBank genome assembly
UCUUCGGGCUCCCCGGCAGGAGGAGAGCACGGCCGCAGCUCCUGGCGUCGCCUUUGCCAGGAGCGAGGCCAAGGGCGCGGGCGGUAUCUUCGGAGGCUCGGCGGCGAAUGCCGCGGCGGACAGCAUCUUCGGGUCCGCGGCCAAGGACGGCGGGAGCAUCUUCGCCUCGGCCGCGAAGGAGCCCGCGGGGAGCGGCGGAGGCGCCUCCCUGUUCUCGUUCGGCGCGACGCCAGCACCGGAGAAGCCCAAGGAGGCGGCCGGCCUGAGCCCCGCCGCCUCGGGGGCGGGGGCCGCGCCCACGCUGGGCGCCGCGCCGGGCGCCGCCAGCAUCUUCGGCUCGCCGAGCAGCGGCUCGGCCUCCGAGCCCGCCGCCGCCCCCGUCGCAGGUGCGGCGGCCACCGGCAGCAUCUUCGGCGCGGCCGCGGCGGCGACCAAGGACCCAGGCGGCGGCGCCGCAAGCCUCUUCGGCGCAGCCUCCGGCGGCGCGGCCGCCAGCAUCUUCGGCGGUGGCGCCCCGAGCUCGGGCGGCGCGGCCGCUGCGGCGGCCAGCAUCUUCGGCGGCGGGUCCGCCGCGGCCUCGGGCUCGGGCGGCGCAGCGGCCGGCGGCAUCUUCGGCGGCGCCGCGAAGCCGGCGGAGGGCAGCGGGGGCGGCAUCUUCGGCACAGGCGCCGCCAGCAUCUUCGGCGGCGGAGGCUCAUCGGCGUCGAGCUCAAGCAGCGGCGCCGGCAUCCUCGGAGGCAGCCUGUUCGGCACCAGCGCCCCGCAGGGCUCCAGCGGCAGUGCCAGCGCGGCGGGCGGCAUCUUCGGCUCUCCGGCGGCCACGCAGAGCUCUGGCGGCGCAGGCGGCAUCUUCGGCGCUCCGGCGGCCACGCAGAGCUCCUCUGGCGGCGCGGGCGGCAUCUUCGGGGCUGGCUCUGGGGGCGGCGGCGCGGGCAGCAUCUUCGGAGCGGGGCCCCCCUCUGCCGGCGGCAUCUUCGGCGCCGCCCCGGGGGCGAACGGGGCCCCGGCGGCCUCCAUCUUCGGCGCGGGCGCCGGCGCCGCGAGCUCGGGCGCGGCGCCGUUCGGCGCCGGCGCGGCGGGCUCAGGCGCGGCGCCCUUUGGCGGCGGCGCGGCGGGCGCGGCGGCCACCUCGGGCUCCUCGAUGUUCGUCUUCGGCGGGGGCGCGGCUGCGGCGCCGGCCGCGGCGCCGGGCAGCGGCGGCGGCAUUUUUGGCCAGCCUGUCGCCGGCGCGCCCGCGGCGGCGCCGCAGGGGUCCAUGUUCGCAUUCGGCCAGCCCGCGGCCGCGGCCGCGCCCGCCGCCGCGCCCUUCGGCGGCGGCGCGGCUGGCGCGGCAGCGUUCGGGCAGCCCGCCGCCGCGGCGCCCUUCGGGCAGGGCGCGGCCGGCGGCGCGGCCUUCGGCGGGGGCGCGGGCGCCUUCGGUGCCGCGCAGAGCGGCGGGGGCAUUUUCGGAGCCGCGCCCAGCACCGCCGCCAGCGGCGGAGCCGCCUUCGGAGGUGCGGCCGCCUUCGGUGGUGCGCCUGGCGCCGCCGUGUUCGGCGGUGCGCCCAGCGGCGCAGGCUUCGGCGCGGCGCCCGCGGCGUCGGGCUUCGGGGCUGCCCCGCAGCAGGCUGCCGCCAUGGGCGGGAACCUCUUCGCGCAGCAGGGGCAGAACCCGGCGACCGCCGGCCGCAGGAUCGUGCGAGCCAAGCGGAGGCCCAGACCAUAGUUUUGCCCGACGCGCCGGCACCGCGCAAACGCACGUCGUCGGGGCGAUCGAA